AUGAGCACAGAAGUACCAAGCUCCGGGCCCUCAGGGGAGCCUACCAGGAGUGGAUCCGUCAAGCGGGCCAGACAAAUGCUGGAUGCUGGCAUGCGUCCAGAACGAGCCUCGCCACCCCAGCAGAUGGGAUAUCCUCCAGUCCCGAGGAAUGUCUCCCAUCAAACACAAUGGCCUCUUCCUGAUUCGGGUCUCCCAUCGCACCCGAUCAAUCAACAUCCUAGGUAUUUGGUUCCCCGUGGUCCUCCACCUCCGAGACCACCUCAUCCGAGUGAACUCCCUUCGCCAUCCAUUUACUCAGAACGGGAUGGCCCAAUCUCCGAAAGAUGCUCAAGUCCGAGCCAAAGACCUCCCCGUUCCUUCUCACAGCUUCAGCCGCCUCCACUUGCGCAUUCGCGCGGGCCGGUAAACGAUGCCCCUGCCAGUCCCACCAGCACAAUCGACAUGACUCCUCGAAUAUCGAUUGCAACAGAGGAUUUGUUUAGACAAUCUGUGGCUUCAUCGACGCCUUCUGUUCCUAAUAUGCCCCAAGUUCCACCUACCUUUCUGCUGUCCGAGUCCGGUCUUUCUCAGGAUGACCCAAGGCACCGGACGGCAGGUCUUGUGGCACCGCUCAAUGCGCGAAAGCCUGGCCGGGCUCGUCAAUCAUCUAUUCCCCCCAUCCCGGAAGCAUUCGCCGACCCUCGCUUUACAAAAUGCUCCGUCGCAUCUAGCCGAGCCAUCCCUUCAAGUUGGGGAUCUGGUCCCGCCGAAUCUGAGAUUCUAGGAGCAUAUCUCGACAUGGAAUCAGACGAUGGCCAGCGCUCACCGGGCCUUCAAGAGGAUGAUACAAGCCUUGUCCGAAGUGCCAGUGUUGGAAAGCGGGGAAAGCCGACAAUGCGUACCAUCCUCAAGUCUAAUCCUGUUUCCGUUGUAAGCAUGCCAUCACCCACCCAGGAGGAAUUCACCAAGAACACAGCAGCACGAUCUAUCGGGCCGGACGCUGCUGCAAAUCAGGUGCCCCGUAUACCAAGCCAAUUACGAAACUCGUCUACUACAGCAUCGAGUGAGUCGGUGAAAGGCGUGGACCCCGAAAAACCACCCUUUGCCCCGCAUUACGACUCGCCCUCCGAUGCACGCCUCGAAAAAGAGCUCGAGGCCUUCGGAGCGCUGCCUCACGCAGCACCAACAAUGAGUGACAAGAGACCUGGCGGUCGCAAGCCUCCUGCUUUAAAUAUGAAUGCGGUACGGGAUGCAGAGGCUCGUGGGAGCCUUUCCAGCCUAUCGGAUUUGAUUCGGAGGGCGACAAAGCUUGCAUCGAAUCUAGAUCAUGGGAGAACUGCCAGCAAAGCUAAUAAUCUGGCUGGUGAUGAAGCAGGGUUCAGGGCUGGGAUGGGACACCGACCACGCAAGUCCGGCUCUCUAUCGGACAUGCUCGCCUCCUUCCCCCCGCCGGGUUUGGCGACACCCGAAGGUCGCGGAUCACGUACCUCGUGGCCCUUCUUUGGACGCUCCAACUUGCGAAAUGUUGAGCAGCUUAACUCUAGUGAUGACGAUCCAAAUGUCCCCCGACGCAAGAAGACGUGCUGCGGAAUGCCACGGAAGAUCUUCGUGAUCCUCUGCAUCGUACUUUUCAUCAUUGUCGUUCUCGCGGUUCUUCUCCCUGUGUUCCUUGUCGCCGUGCCUCGCGAGAAAGCCAACUCGUCCUGUGCUGAAAAGAACCCCUGCGAGAAUGGAGGCGUGAGUGUUUCAGCCGGUUCCCAAUGCUCGUGUGUUUGUGCAAACGGGUAUACCGGCUCGAAAUGCAAUAUUGCGGGUGAUAGUAGCUGCACCACCGCCCUGAUAAGGAACGGAUCGAAUGCGACCAUGGGCAGUUCACUCCCUACUCUGUUCGAAGAAUCCAAAGAAAAAUUCGACAUCACCCUCGACUCUGUCACAAUCAUGGCUAUCUUCAGCAUCAACGAUAUCUCCUGCAAGACCGAAAAUGCUCUCGUGGCUUUCAGUGAGGUUACAAAUGACAACACGAACAAGACCCGCCGAUCCGUACAGUCUAUAGCCGACUCGAUCCCAUCCGUCUCGACAACCAACCCCACACCAGCCUUGGCUGUCCGUGCUGAGGCCACUAUGAACGGAAUCCUAUACGACGACUCGGCAUCAAGCAAGUCAAGUACGACCACGUCGACAUCCACACAAACCGAGUCAGCGACGACCGCCUCCGCUACCAAAAUCAGCGUUCAAUCGACUGCCGUCAACCCAGAGACGUCCACGUCCACUGCGACCAGCGUUCCCGAGAACGUCGUUGAGUUUUCUCGGGUUGCGGUGUUGUAUAUCCUGCAGAAGACAGGCUCCCUUGACACGGCUUUGUCUUCCGAGGAAGACAUCCAAGGGUACCUGGUUGAUUCCUAUGCGAACACGACUCAGCCAGCCCUGAAGGUGGGAUCGUUUAAUAUGGAUUUUGAGAAGUUGACCAUCACGCUUCCCAAUAGCACGGUGAAGGCGCAGUGA
Messenger RNA from Penicillium crustosum, 2481 nucleotides. RefSeq lists its product as uncharacterized. The transcript has 2 exons. The record is from RefSeq and is a predicted model, not a curated record. Lineage: Eukaryota; Fungi; Ascomycota; Eurotiomycetes; Eurotiales; Aspergillaceae. The coding region runs from base 1 to 2481 and encodes 826 amino acids.